This is a messenger RNA of Cyphellophora attinorum, 330 nucleotides long. RefSeq lists its product as uncharacterized. NCBI's taxonomy places the organism in Eukaryota, Fungi, Ascomycota, Eurotiomycetes, Chaetothyriales, Cyphellophoraceae. The coding region runs from base 1 to 330 and encodes 109 amino acids. The record is from RefSeq and is a predicted model, not a curated record. The transcript has a single exon.
AUGGCAGACCCCGAUUCCUCAACACGCACCAAAAUCCUCCUCCUAGGCGACAUCGAAUUCGCCAAAGACAAAUGGUCCUCCCUCGCCUCCACCCACGAAGUGAUCACUCCCAAAUCAACGGACCGCGCCAGCUUCAUCGCCGAAUGCCAAUCCGGCGCCCUCGACGGCGUGACCGGUAUCUACCGCACCUUCCCCUCCAUAACAACCACAGGCCGCUUCGACACCGCCUCAUCGCCGCUCUCCCUCCCUCGAUCAAGUUCAUCUCCCACUGCGGCGCCGGCUACGACCACAUCGACCCCUCCGCCUGCUCAGAUCGCGGCAUACUGGUGA